GGACGGUAGAAGGAAGCAAGUGAGUAGGGUGGGGGCAUGGGUGUGUGUGCAAGUAGCACCAGAUUUGGUAGGGAAGAACGAGAAGGUGGGGGCAUGGGCGGAUGAACCAGAAGCGGCAGGCACGGAAGGGAAGGACGAGGAGGUGGGAGCAAGGGCAGCAGCAGAAGGGGAAGAGAAGGACGAGAAGAAGGGGGCAGGAGCGUGUGUAACAGCAGCAGCAAAGGUAGAGAAAAAGGAAGAGCAGGUGGGGGCGGGAGCGUGUGUAACAGCAGCAGCAAAGGUAGAGAAAAGGGAAGAGCAGGUGGGGGCGGGAGCGUGUGUAACAGCAGCAGCAAAGGUAGAGAAAAAGGAAGAGCAGGUGGGGGCGAUGUAA
This is a messenger RNA of Closterium sp. Naga37s-1, 373 nucleotides long. Lineage: Eukaryota; Viridiplantae; Streptophyta; Zygnematophyceae; Desmidiales; Closteriaceae. The record is from the annotation of a GenBank genome assembly.